Molecule: messenger RNA, 6263 nt
Organism: Passer domesticus (house sparrow)
Lineage: Eukaryota; Metazoa; Chordata; Aves; Passeriformes; Passeridae
Gene: FOXG1
Product: forkhead box G1
Exons: 7
Coding region: 253-1632 (459 amino acids)
Biological process (GO): regulation of transcription by RNA polymerase II
Cellular component (GO): nucleus
Molecular function (GO): sequence-specific double-stranded DNA binding; DNA-binding transcription factor activity
Source: RefSeq, a predicted model, not a curated record
UGAUUUUUCUCUGAUCGGUGAUUAUUAUUACUGUUAUUUUUUCCCUCCCCGGCGGUUCCUGUCCGUGCUACAUGACUUGCCAGCGCUUGAGACUGCGGUCCAACUGCGCUGCCGCCGCCGCCGCCGCCGCCGCCGCUGCCGGUGGUGCCGCCGCUGCCUCGGCCACCGCCACCGCUCCGGCCGCCGCCUCCGCCGCCGCCCCGCGCGCAGCUCCCUCAGCCGCCGCAACUUUCCCCCUCAGACUAGUGUGUGAUGUUGGACAUGGGAGAUAGGAAGGAAGUGAAAAUGCUGCCGAAAUCCUCCUUUAGCAUAAACAGCCUGGUGCCCGAAGCCGUCCAGAGCGACAACAACCACAGCAGCCACAGCCACCACAACAGCCACCACCCCCAUCACCACCACCAUCACCACCACCACCACCACCACCCGCCGCCGCAGCAGCCCCAGCGAGCGGCCGCAGCCGAGGAGGAGGACGAGGAGAAGGGGCAGCACCUCCUGCCGCCCCCCACCGCCGCCGCCUCCGGCGCCCUGGAGGUGGCCAAGGCGGACAUGCUGGCGGGCAAAGGCGAAGCGGGCGCGGCGGCGGCGGCGGCGGCGGAGCUGGAGGAGAAGGAGAAAGCGGCCGAGGAGAAGAAGGGGGCGGCGGAGGGGGCCAAGGACGGGGAGAGCGGGAAGGAGGGGGAGAAGAAGAACGGCAAGUACGAGAAGCCGCCGUUCAGCUACAACGCGCUCAUCAUGAUGGCCAUCCGGCAGAGCCCCGAGAAGCGCCUCACGCUCAAUGGCAUCUACGAGUUCAUCAUGAAGAACUUCCCCUACUACCGGGAGAACAAGCAGGGCUGGCAGAACUCCAUUCGGCACAACCUCUCGCUCAAUAAGUGCUUCGUCAAGGUGCCCCGCCACUACGACGACCCGGGCAAAGGGAACUACUGGAUGCUGGACCCCUCCAGCGACGACGUCUUCAUCGGGGGCACCACCGGCAAGCUCCGCCGGCGCUCCACCACCUCUCGGGCCAAGCUGGCCUUCAAGCGGGGCGCCCGGCUCACCUCUACCGGACUGACAUUCAUGGAUAGGGCAGGAUCCUUGUACUGGCCUAUGUCCCCCUUCCUCUCCCUGCACCACCCCCGGGCCAGCAGCACUUUGAGUUACAAUGGGACCACGUCCGCCUACCCCAGCCACCCCAUGCCCUACAGCUCAGUGUUGACUCAAAACUCCUUGGGAAACAACCACUCCUUUUCCACGUCUAAUGGGUUAAGUGUUGAUAGACUAGUCAAUGGAGAGAUACCUUAUGCCACUCAUCACCUCACAGCAGCAGCUCUGGCCGCCUCAGUGCCGUGUGGCUUGUCAGUUCCCUGCUCCGGCACCUAUUCCCUAAAUCCCUGCUCUGUAAAUCUCCUAGCAGGACAGACGAGUUACUUUUUCCCCCAUGUUCCUCACCCUUCAAUGACUUCUCAAAGCAGCACUUCAAUGACGGCCAGGGCAGCCUCCUCCUCCACGUCGCCACAGGCGCCCUCCACUCUCCCCUGUGAGUCCUUAAGACCUUCUUUGCCAAGUUUUACAACGGGACUUUCCGGAGGACUUUCUGAUUAUUUCACACAUCAAAAUCAGGGGUCUUCUUCAAACCCUUUAAUACAUUAACAUCCAUGGGAUCAGACUGUAAGUGAACAUUUUACACACAUUUGCAUUGUAAAUGAUAAUUAAAAGGAAAAAAAAAGCAAAACAAAAAAGUCCAGGUAUUUUUUAUUAAGUCCCCCAUUUUCUGUACGUUUGUUCAGUCUUUAGGGUUGUUUAUUAUUCCACCAAGGUGAGGAGUGUCAGCAAGGUGCAAUGUGGGGAGAUUGCAUUGUAGACUAUGAAGUUUGGAAGACAAAAUUAUAGUAGAAUGUGUAUCUAAAUAGUGACUGCUUUUGCAAUUUUUUACUCAAAUAUGAUGAGUCUAUCACUAAAAGCCGCCCGAUUCUCCAUGUUUGCAGUAUUAUAAGUUAUCAUGGACAUGUCGGUGGGUGCAGACCUUGAAAGAAAAAAAAAAAAAGAAAACCAAACCAAACCACUAAAUUUGUGAAAACUAUAAAAAAACCUUAAAACAUAAUUUGUAUUUAAGCAGAAUUAAUAAUGAAAAAUGCCCAAGAUCUACUUUUGGCCAUUUAUUAUUUUAUUAUUUUCUUUACCGAAUUGCUUUUUUUUUUUUGUUCAUUUGUUUGUUUGUUUACUUUUAGACCAAAGAUUGGGUUUUAGAAAAUGCACUCAGUGUACGAAGUAAUUUAAAAAACACAGCAAGAUUAUUUCAGUUUUCAGCACUGCCCGUUCAAAUUAAUCAGAAGGGGACAAAAUUAAUGAUUGCCUUCAGUUUGUGUUGUGUAUAUUUUGAUGUAUGUGGUCACUAACAGGUCACCUUUAUUUUUUUUCUAAAUGUAGUGAAAUGUUAAUACCUAUUGUACUUAUAGGUAAACCUUGCAAAUAUGUAACCUGUGUUGCGCAAAAGCCGCAUAAAUUUGAGUGAUUGUUAAUGUCGUCUUAAAAUUUCUUGAUUGUGAUACUGUGGUCAUAUGCCCGUGUUUGUCACUUACAAAAAUGUUUACUAUGAACACACAGAAAUAAAAAAAUAGGCUAAAUUCAUAUAUACUUGAUAGUUUUUUUGUCUCUUUUAUUAACCCUAAUGUGGCAGAGGCUUUAAAGUUACAGUGAGAUCAGAGCGCUGCUUUUUGCACGGUCCACCAUUUUUCACAUGCUCCUUUCUUUCUCCCCCGCCCCCUCCCAUGCUGUCUUUAACUGCAGUAUUUUCAAAUGUAAAGGAUCAGGGUAUUGAAUCAAUCACCAUGGCCACUAUUUUGAUGUCCAUUUUGGGGCAGGACUCUUAUAAUAUCUGCUUAAAAAUUGUUAGUAGAAGGUAGGGUGUUUUACUAAAAUCUGACUUAGGCUGAAAAUGCUUAACAUUGUAUAUGUAUGCAAAUAUACAUACAUACAUAUACAAUUUAAGUAUAUAAGCACACAUUGGGGAAAAGGCCAAGGUGCAUUAUUGUGUAGGUACGUGUUCUUCCUGCAAUCUCUGAAAUGCAUUCAAAGACUUAUUGUACCGAAAGAAAUUAAUUUCGUCUCUAUGAUGACUCGAGAUAUAUUAGCAAAGGAUGUGUAUGUGUGCGUAAAUACACACACAUAUCAGCUAUCAUAUGAUCGUUUGACCAAAUUUAGCAGGCUAUGAUAUGUGUGUGUAUAAAAUAUAACCCUUAUCUUAAAGGAGCGCUCUUCCGGAAGUAUCUAGGCUGUGUGUAUUUAUAUACUUUUCGUGCUGCAGACACUUUGGCUGUAGGUACUGUGAAAGUAGCGGUAUUUUUUGGCAGCCAGCGCUGAGCUGUGCCCCGUGGGCUGGGCGGGGGGGCAGGAGCCGAGCACGGCGAGGUGAAGGCGCAGUCCAUGGCAGGGAGGCAGGGCGCCGCGGGCUCACGUGACACCCUGCCUUGCAUACCGAUCUUUAAAGGUUUUAGGGGCUAAAGACAACCAACCAACCAAACAAACAAAGAAAAAGAAUCAACAAAACAAACCUGUAUGGAUGCACUUACAUGUAAACUUUUGAAAACGAGCUCUUUUUCCCUCGGUGCCUGCUGAAGCCCAGUAACUCACGCAGGCGUCCCUAAGAAAGCUGCGUUGCCCGGAGAAUCGAUCCAUUAGUUUUGAGGGGGCAACGCUGCUAGUAAUUUUAAGAAGCGUUUAAUCCUUGAAAGAAUUGGUGUCUUGAUGAGUUUAGAGAAGCCUAUAAAGGCCACAACUCUUGAAAAUAAUUAGAAAACUUGUGCAAAAGGUUUAGGAACUAAUUGGAUCCCGCGGAGAGUCCGCAGAGGACAAGUUGUUCAUUUGUUGCGUUUGUAGCCCAAACUGAGCUCUGCAGCAGUGCAAUAAAUCGGCGACUGCUCACAAUAGGCCGAAUGAAAAAUAAUCUCUAGGUCGGAGAUGUUAUCGCAAACGCUUUAAAGAGCUUAUCUUAGAAAGACAGAAAAGAGGAAGAAAGAGGGGGAAAAGUGCCGGGGGUGAAUAAUGAAGCAAUAGAAAAUCUGAAUUCUUGCAGAGUGUAUUUGUCGUGCUGAAAGAAUAAAGGGAGGAAGAGAGAAUCUCCCGAAAAUAAGUAAUAUAUAAACAGAUGCAAACAGAUCUACAGGAAAGAGAGAGAAGUGAAAGGUUACGGAUGAGAGAUGGGACACCCAGCUCUGCACUGUGUGGGGGAGAAGGAGAGAACUCUCUGAUAUUCUUAGCUUUCACUCUCACUCCUGCAAUUCAAAAUUAAUCAUCACUAUGAGAAAACGAUUGCUUUGUUUGGGGAUGGAGAGAUGGUACCAUCACUUGGAAGCUCCUACCCUCCCCCAUUUUCUUGACUCUAUUAUCAUUAAAACUAAUAAUGCAAAAAUACAAAAAAAAAAAAAGUAAAACUCCUUUUCAACAAAACUAUUGGAAAUAAUAAAAUACAAUAGGUGUGAUUUAAAUUCUUGAAGCCUAGAGACCCCAUUCUAUGUACCAGUGCCUAAACAACUUAAAAGAGCAGCAUCUGCUGCAGCUGACAAAGAAAAUGAUUUAUUAUUUACCACUUGCAACUGAUUGUAUGCUGUAGGAAAUCCAAUAGCACAUACGUAAAGUAUUAUUUUGUUUGCAAUGUAAAAAAAUUAAAUCUGCUGUCAGUGUACUGAAGGGAGGAAAGAGACAGAUCAGGUUGGAGGAAAGCACAAUCUCACCAUGUCAGAGUUUGAGGUUGGCUAAUAAGCAUUAAUUAGAUAAGCGUGAUGCAUAAUAAUUCCUGAAAAAGGUAGUCUUGAUGUAAGUCUCUCCAGACUUAGCUUAAGCCGGCACUCGCUCCCAGAGCUCUCCUUUAGGCUCGGUGUUGCAAAGUAUUGCCUAAGGAGUUCAGGUGCCACAGACUUUUCCCUCUUACACCAGGCGCAGGGGUGGUUGCUGAGCUGGUAAUUUAUUCACGUUAGCAGGAAUCAGACUAUUUUUGUAAAGGAAAAAAUAAGUACAACCCAAACCAAAAAUAAAAUAACACCAGUAAAUCGCGAAAGUUGUGGUGGAUUGUGUCAGGACUGCUAAGGCCCCAAAUAUGUCUUUACCUCUGCCUGCUCCUCAGACAGAGAAACCCUUUUGUUCGCUGAGGCUGAUCCUUGCCCAGGCUCGUUCGGCACUGAAUUAGAGUAAAAUAUCAUCCCUUAUGUGGAAUGUAUUCUUACGAAAGGGCUUCCAAAAAAGUGAACAAAAAUGUAAUUUGGCUUAAAUGGCACAAAACUUCUGCUUGGCUACUCCAGAGAGAUGGGACCCUCCAGAAGAAACCUGCCCAGCAAUCCUUCCCGCCAGAAGGCGUUUCCUCCCCCGGCCUUCCCCCUCCCCCUCGGGCUCUUUCGUUUCAAUCGAUGCCGGGAGAAACUGCCUCUACCUGCAAGAAAGGCGCACGAUGGCACUUGGGAAUAGGAGUCCUCCGACGGCACCGGAUCACUGGAGGCAAACAUCGAAUUAAUUGGAUCUCAAUGACUGAGGUAUCUGUGGAGGAAGAAGGUGACGUGACGAGAAAAGCUUGACAGCCAAAGUGGGAACUGUCCGGGAGAAGGAUCCGUGAUGAAUGAGGUCUGCGAAGUCAUGAUGCACAAGCAGCCCAGGACAGUGUGCUGGCAUCAAAAGCCGGUUUUUGUUCUCUAGAACCAUAAAGAAAAGUGGGGAGGGGGCAGGGGCGGGCGAGGGGGGGAGAUGGAGGUGAGGUGGGGGAGGGGGAUCCUGGCAAGGGGGUCAGUGAGGACGGGGAGUGAGAGAUGGGAGAAAUCAGUGGCUGUAAUGCUAGCAUGAGUUCAUCGUCUCCCCGGGAGAAGAGAAGCUGCGUUUGUCAAAUGGGCUAGAGCACUGACGGGAGGCAGAGGCGCCACCGGAGCGCUCCGAGAUGCGGCUGUGGAAUGUGGAUCCCGACCGACUCGAAGGACAGUACUUUAUAACAUAAUCUAUCCCAAAAUCUUCCAGGCAGGUGUACGAGGUUAAGUCAGGCUCUUCGAUAAUCGCCGACCAUCGUAGGGAACAAGUUUUCUGCCCCGGGGUAGGGGAUAGGAUGGGAAAAGAGGUUGUGAAGUCACUUGUGAAAUCCUACUAAAAUUGCAAACAUUAUUUUAUUCCUGGAGUAAUUUUGUGCAGAACCGGAGCUUCUUCCUCGGUUUAGGCGGGAAGGGCUGCCAUGGACAAGCCUGUAACAUCUUGAAUUAUUUUUGACCGUGCACUGUAUUGCCGUAAUGCCAAUAAACGCUUUAAACGCG